Hyalella azteca is the source of this 1176-nucleotide messenger RNA. RefSeq lists its product as uncharacterized. The record is from RefSeq and is a predicted model, not a curated record. The transcript is spliced from 2 exons. Bases 158 to 1093 code for a protein of 311 amino acids. NCBI's taxonomy places the organism in Eukaryota, Metazoa, Arthropoda, Malacostraca, Amphipoda, Hyalellidae.
CAGACUGAGGCAGUCCGGCCCAUCGAGAGUUCGAGAAUCGAGACUAGCGCACACAUGCGGGGCAGCGGGAGUGUCUUUGUGACUUCCGUCCCAUAAGGUUAAGUGCGGCUGUCGCUCCAAUAUACGAACCAUUGCCUGUCUCUUUGUUUUGCUAACCAUGUCGCAGGAUGGAGUCUGGAGCAGAGAUAUAACUGAAAGGCUUAUCGACUUAUAUAGAGAAGCACCUUGCCUCUGGCAAGUAAAAAGUUCUAUUUACAAAGACAGAAUCUUGAGAAUUCAAGCAUUAGAGAAAAUAAGUAAAGAAUUGGAGAAAUUAGAUACAUCCAUUAACAUUGAAAAAAUCCGUAAAAAAAUUCACACUCUGCGAUGUCAAUUUAGAACAGAGAUGAAUAAAAAGAAUGAAAUCCUGAAAUCUGGAGCCUGUGCCGAUGCCGAGGAUCGAUUUAUACCGCGGUUGUGGUGUUUCAAUCUACUAUCAUUCCUCACAGAUGAAGAUGAGAAACGACCGUCAAUUUCAUCUCUGGAUGAAAUGGAAAGCUCGGCCAGCACUCCCACUACUUCAAAUGAGAACGAAACGUCACUAAUGUUCUCUGAUGCAUUGGAAGUUCCAAGUAAUGACUCAACAUGUCUGCGAGUGCAUUUGCCCAACCUUGAAGAUGUCGAAGGAGGAAACACUUCUGCCCAGAAAGGGCAGUUCGAUUCAUCAGGAACAGCAGAACAAGCUAUAAUAAGGCCAGCAGUACAACCCCAAAGAGUGACGAGAAGUCCUACACCAACAAGUGACUCAUCCCUGUCUCAGCCAAAUGCACCGAAGUCUGUUGCGUUCAAGGAAAGGCCCGCUUUAAAUAAAGUUCAGAAACGAAAACGCGCGGAAGAUUCUGAAGCUGAAAUACUGCAAAUGGUUGCAACAUUACUCAAGGAAGCUAAGGAAGAUGAAUUUUCGAUUUGGGGCAGAUCAAUGGCCAACGAUUUGGCAAAAGUUGAUAGACACCAAUGCAUAAUAGCAAAGAAACUAAUCAGCGAAACUAUUUUCUAUGCUUCCUUAAAUAUGCUUCAACCUAAUACAGGAUUCAACGAUCUAAAAACAACAUAAUCACAUAACGAGGUUGGCGUUUUUUAUAUAUAUUUCACAAGGGAUUUCAAAAGGAAUUGCCAUUAAUAACAAUAAAAAUCUUA